AUCUUUAGUUUUUGCAGCUCGUGGGGCAGUUCAUUCCACAGGUGACUGCCUGCAGAGCUCGUCAGCACAGGGACAGACCACCCUGCAGCCAGCUCAGCGUUCGUCUGAACAGCAAGAUUUAAUGAUGCCUAAUCAAUACAUUUCUGUGAGCCCUGCAGACAAUAUCACUGUGAAGACGGAAAAUGGACCUAGUCUGAAGAAAAAGCGCUAUAUCCGCAAAGAGGGCAGCUGUAAUAUUACCUUCCGUCAUAUUCCUGAGGAGUGGCUGCUGUUUGUCACGGACAUCUUUACCACCUUGGUGGAGAUCAAGUGGAGGAUAAUGUUCCUGAUGUUCACCCUGUCGUACAUCCUGUCCUGGCUCUUCUUUGGCAUCCUGUUUUGGGUCAUAGCUAUAGCCCAUGGGGAUGUCCGGGACCACCACAAUGACCCGUGCGUAUACGAGGUGCGCAGCUUCACGGCUGCCUUCCUCUUUUCGCUUGAAACUCAAACCACCAUCGGCUAUGGUUUUAGAGGAAUGUCAGAGAACUGCAUGAGUGCCAUAAUCCUUGUCACUGUCCAAGACGUCAUCAGCUGCUUCAUCGACACCUUUGUGAUCGGCGUAGCAGUUGCUAAAAUGGCCUCCGCGAGAAAGAGGGCGCAGACCGUGGGCUUCAGCAACUGCGCUGUCAUCAGCCUUCGAGAUGGUUACCUGUGCCUCUCCUGGAGGGUCGGCGACUUCCGCAGGUCCCACCUUGUGGAGGGGACGGCCUCUGCUCAGAUUGUUCACUUCACAGUGCACACCACAGGUAAAAUAGAUGUCACCCAUGAAGAUCUGGUCAUCCUGCAUAGGGACAUUGUCCUUGUCACACCCACCACUGUCCUACACCAAAUUGAGCCUGGGAGCCCAUUAUACAAGAUGACUCUAGAAGAUCUUCGGAAGGCUGACUUUGAGUUGGUGGUGACAUUCACUUACACAGAUGAUACCACGGGCAUCCUGCACCAAACACGGACAUCCUACACUCCAGACGAGAUCCUCUGGGGUCAUCUGUUCCAGGAGAUGAUUAGGGCUAAAAGGAACCACUACAGGGUGGACUACAACCUGUUUAAUCAAACCGCUAAGGUGCACCUGCCCAUGCUCAGUGCUGAAGAGUUUGAGCGAAAGAAGCAGCUGCAGCUGUCUGCUCGGAAAUCUCCCAGGAGCACCACGAAGGCCUCGCCGCGGUCCGAGUGUCACCGAAAUCAGCUGAAAACUCCAUCAGUGCGAGUUGAAGUCGUAGAUGACGACCCUGAGACAACCGUGUCGACAUGUCAAGCAGGAAGGAAAUGUCUGGACACUCUGUCUCCACCUCAUGGCCUCCCUGAUGAAGAAUGAGCUGAGGCUGAACAUUUUACACAGAAAGCUUUCUGCAGGAUUUUAUUCAGAGUCAGAUUUAGCACAUUUCAACCAAAAAGAUAUUAGGUUUAAAAAGCAAAGGGUUGUGGGGUUGAAACACUGUAACCCUUGUGCUAUCCUAGGCACUUUGGCAUUGGGAGUUGGGUCAUCUAGACCCACUAGACCAGGGGUCGGGAACCUAUG
Molecule: messenger RNA, 1555 nt
Organism: Oryzias latipes (Japanese medaka)
Lineage: Eukaryota; Metazoa; Chordata; Actinopteri; Beloniformes; Adrianichthyidae
Gene: kcnj16a
Product: potassium inwardly rectifying channel subfamily J member 16a
Biological process (GO): regulation of monoatomic ion transmembrane transport; potassium ion import across plasma membrane
Cellular component (GO): plasma membrane
Molecular function (GO): inward rectifier potassium channel activity
Source: RefSeq, a predicted model, not a curated record